AUGGUGGUACCGAUCCCCGGGCCAUUGCCCAGCGCGGAGAGGUCGGAGGAAAUCGUGCGAUUGCCGGCGAGCGUGAUCCCGGUGCUCAAGGGGCAGGCCAAGUCGAAGUCGGGCAACGGUCUGGUUGUCGCACGGUGGCUCAUUUUGAAGGACAUCCAAAAGCACACUGGCACAACGGCGACAGCGAUCUCAGUGCCGCGUGCUGGGGCGGACGAGGGCAGGGCGGGAACGGGAAAGGCGAACGCUUCGGCGACGAAGAUGACAGAGGACGCCGCGGAAAGUACGGCAGAAGCAACGCCCACGGCCGUCGCCGAUGGCGACGCAGAUGAGGACCUGGUUCUCUUGGUCAAGGGUCCGACAAACUGUGUGGAGGUAGCGGCGGAAGCGCUGAGGAAGCUGGGCCGGAAGGAGACCGUGCGAGACGCACUGACGUUCGUCAAGACGACCUCGCCCCAUCGCCGGCUUACGCAGCAGCGCCGUCAAGAGCAGCAACAGCAGCAGCAGCAGCAGGAGAUGAAGUUGAUCACGGGGGUUGUCGACUAA
This is a messenger RNA of Ectocarpus siliculosus, 543 nucleotides long. Lineage: Eukaryota; Phaeophyceae; Ectocarpales; Ectocarpaceae. The record is from the annotation of a GenBank genome assembly.